Parnassius mnemosyne (clouded apollo) is the source of this 1188-nucleotide messenger RNA. Lineage: Eukaryota; Metazoa; Arthropoda; Insecta; Lepidoptera; Papilionidae. The record is from the annotation of a GenBank genome assembly.
AUGUACGUGAGGUAUAAGACUGAAAUAGUACAAAAUAUCAUAAUUUGCUUUGUAAACGACAGCGCAAAUGUUUUCAUAUUGUGGUGGUACAACGGCGUAUUCUCAAGUUCGACGGAGUUGGCCAAGAUGAAGCUUGUAAUACCAAAUUUGUUGGAGUUUAUAGCGUUAAAAUCUAUGCUAAUGUUGGUGUUGAUAUCGUCAAUGUUAUUCAUUUUAAAUUGUAAUGGUGCUGUAUUAGUGCAGAGGCAUAGCUCUAAGUUGACAAAUGAUCGUCCCAUCAUUGGUGUUUUAUCACAAGAACAAUCGUUUUAUCUCCAUGGUAAAUAUCCUGAGGAGAAUUACACAAGCUAUAUUGCGGCAUCCUACGUCAAGGAUAUUGAGGCAGCAGGUGCACGAGUUGUUCCAAUUCUAAUUGGAAAAGAUCGUAAUUAUUAUAAGGAGCUUAUGAGUAAACUGAAUGGUGUCUUUUUUCCUGGUGGUGCCACGUACUUCAAUCAGUCCAAUGGGUACGCAGACGCUGGUCAGCAUAUAUAUGAAAUAGCUAUGGAACUCAAUGACGCUGGCGAUUACUUUCCUUUAUUUGGUACCUGUCUCGGAUUUGAACUGCUCAUAAUUUUAGCAUCAGGACGCGGUGACAAGGAAAACAGAAUCACAUGCUAUUCAUAUAGCAAUGCGCCAUUGGACUUUGAGGAUGAUUUUCGCACCAGUAAGAUGUUCGCAGAAGCACCUGAAGACAUUAUUCAAAUACUUGCAAAUGAAGAUGUCACAGUCAAUGCUCACCAUUUUUGCAUCGUCGACAAAAAUCUGCAAUCGCAUAACCUCGACAAGGAUUGGCGCGUAACGUCUCACAGUGAUGACGACUAUGGAGUACAGUUUAUUGCAAGUAUUGAACAUAACAGGUAUCCAUUCUAUGGAGUUCAAUUUCACCCAGAAAAGAGUUCAUUCGAGUGGAAGCUGUCAAAAAAUUACCCGCACUCGAUGAAUGCAAUUAAAGCAAAUCGUUAUUUCAUGGAUUUCUUUGUCAAAGAAUGCAGAAAAAAUCUUCACAGUUUUGCAAGCGCGAGAGAAGAGAAUAAAUAUGUGAUAUAUAACUAUGAACCUCGUUUCACGGGAGCGUUAGGAAGCAUGUACCACCAGUGCUAUUUCUUCGAACCUCGAGGGAGUGUGUCAAAGAGAAAUUUUCUCUAA